CUUAAAUUUGAUACUUAACGAGCUCAAGUAUUUUCAGACAACAAAAAAAAGAAGUAAGAGCAGUAUGCGAGUGAUACCACCAGCAGUCAAAGAGAUCUUAGACAAAUGGAACAUCAGGGGACUUGUAAUAUUGUCUCUGGUGUUCCAAACGUCUCUUAUCUUCCUUGCACCGCUGCGAAAACGUACAUCGAAGAAGCUGCUCGCUAUGAUUCUAUGGACAGCGUAUCUUUUAGCGGAUUGGACAGCUAAUUAUGCAGUGGCUCAGAUCACGAAGAACCAAGGAAAGGAACCAAAACCCGAUGAUCCUCCGAAGAACAAGAAGCUACUUGCUCUGUGGGCACCGUUCUUGUUGUUGCACCUUGGUGGUCCGGACACGAUAACUGCGUUGGCCCUAGAGGAUAAUGCCUUAUGGGCACGUCACUUGUUUGGUCUCGUAUCUCAAGCACUUGCUGGUGCUUAUGCGGUGGUGCAAUCAAUGGAUAACCCUUUAUGGCCACCAAUAGCGCUACUAUUCAUCACCGCAGUGAUAAAAUACACGGAGAGGACACGUGCACUAUACACAGCGAGUUUAGACAAGUUCAAAGACCAAAUGCGUAAACCAGCAGACACUGGUCCUAACUACGCUAAGCUCAUGGAAGAAUACGAUUCAAGAAAAGACUCCAACCUCCCAACGGACAUCGUCCUCAUCGACGAACCAGACAAGCACGAUAGACCCCCGACACUUAAACCGGGACCAGAUCCCUUAAACCAUCUCAAAAUCGUUCAGUACGGUUUCAGAUUCUUCAACACUUUUAAAGGACUCGUUGUUGACCUAAUUUUCAGCUUCCGUGAGCGAGACGAAAGCAGAGACUUCUUCAAAGAGUUGGCUCCCGAGGACGCUCUUAGGAUAAUUGAAUCCGAGCUAGGGUUUCUAUACGACUCCAUGUAUACCAAAACGGCGAUUCUUCAUACGCAUAAGGGUACUGUGUUUCGCGUUAUUGCGUUUGGAUCGCUCCUUGCUUCCUUCCUUGUCUUCCAUUUCAGACCUGAAAAAUCAGUGGAUUUCCAUGGAGCGGACGUUGUGAUUACUUACACUUUGUUCAUCGUCGGUAUCGCUCUUGAACUCUCCUCGCUUGCCAUGUUCUUGCUCUCUGAUUGGAUGUUCGCGGUAUCGAGCAAGCUUAAUGAUGAUCAAGUGAAAGACGAGAGUUUUAUCGACUCUUUUCUCAACCGUUUGCUCGCGUUUAGGAAGCCGCGUUGGACGCCGAUGGAUUCACGCAAGACGAUGCAUGCAUGCAAAGGAAACCGUACGCGCGAGGUGCUUACGACGCCGUUUUUGUUGCGGAGAUGGUCAGGUGUGAUCUACGGUUUCAACUUCAUCGGAUAUUGUCUGAAAGCUAAAGUCUCAAAAAUCAACCGGAGGAGCGAGUUUGUGUCGGAGUUUGUGGUGUCCAUGUUCGAUUACGUAAUCAGAAUAUUCCAGAGCUUGUCUGGAUGGAUCAAGGAUCUUGAGAGUUCAGUCAGAACCUUCAUCAGGAGAUGGUCAAAGAAGAACCAUAUGAUUUAUUGCACUGUUUAUCCGUUGUACCUCGUGUUCUUCUCGGUGAUUCCUUGGGUGUUCAGAAAGCUUUGGGGUUACGUUGAUCGAAUCUUCAGUGUUAAAUCUCAUAUAGACCAGAUCAGAUUCGUAUCGAGCGAACCAUUGACGAGGAAUCAAUGGGAGUUUAUAUUCAGUGAGCUGAAACGUAAGUCCGAGUUCGCGGAAACGCCUGAACGUGCAAAGAAAGUGUCUUCGGCGAGAGGAGAAUGGGUUUUACAGGAUAGCAAGUUGGAGGAAGUUGAGAGAUUGAUGCGUUAUGUAGCGAAUGUUGAUUACGAUCAAAGUCUUCUCCUUUGGCAUAUUGCUACUGAGCUAUGUUUUCAAGAAGAAGAAGAUAAGGAGGUGGAGAAUGGGAGUGGAAAGAGUUGCGAUGACCGCGAGUUCAGCAAGAUUAUUUCGGAUUACAUGAUGUAUCUGUUGAUAAUGCAACCUAAGUUGAUGUCGGAAGUUGCGGGAAUCGGGACUAUAAGAUUUAGAGACACUUUAGAUGAAGCUAAGAGGUUUUUCAAAGGAAGACAUUUCAAGAACCUGAGAGAUAUGAAACGAGGGAGCAAGAUGGUUUUAGAGGUUAGUAACGAUAUUGAGCCGAUGCAUGUGAAGGGAGACCGAAGUAAAUCGGUUCUUUUCGAUGCGAGUAUGUUGGCAAAAGAGCUUAAGAGACUGGACGGGAGUAGUAGUAGUGCUAGUCAUGGAGAUGGGAAAUGGAGGGUGUUGAGCAAAGUGUGGGUUGAGUUGCUAUCUUACGCAGCAAGUCACUGUAAAGCUACAGAGCAGGUGGCGCAACUUAGCAGAGGUGGAGAGCUUCUUAACUUUGUUUGGUUGUUGAUGGCUCACUUCGGUUUAGCUGAUCAGUUUCAGAUCAAUAAAGGAGAUGCUAGAGCUAAACUCGUUGUAGGCGAGUGAUUGCUUCUUUUUUCUAAAUAAAGAAUAUGUGUGUGUGUGUGUUUGUUUGUAGUCUCGAUUGCUCUAUUUCAAAUUUAAAGCAAUGUUCUUUGAUUUCU
This is a messenger RNA of Brassica oleracea var. oleracea, 2580 nucleotides long. RefSeq lists its product as uncharacterized. The transcript is spliced from 2 exons. Lineage: Eukaryota; Viridiplantae; Streptophyta; Magnoliopsida; Brassicales; Brassicaceae. Bases 65 to 2482 code for a protein of 805 amino acids. The record is from RefSeq and is a predicted model, not a curated record.